This is a messenger RNA of Gracilinanus agilis (Agile Gracile Mouse Opossum), 1428 nucleotides long. RefSeq names its product forkhead box H1 (gene FOXH1). Lineage: Eukaryota; Metazoa; Chordata; Mammalia; Didelphimorphia; Didelphidae. The transcript has 6 exons. Gene Ontology annotation, biological process: regulation of DNA-templated transcription. The record is from RefSeq and is a predicted model, not a curated record. The coding region runs from base 1 to 1428 and encodes 475 amino acids. Gene Ontology annotation, molecular function: sequence-specific DNA binding; DNA-binding transcription factor activity.
AUGGCAACGCCACACUUCCGGUUCGUACAGCCAACAGCCGGAACUCGCGGCGGCCCGCUCUCCAGAGAAGGGUACGCAAGAGCCACUAAAAGUGCUAAGAAGGCACAAGAUCAUGGAGACCUACUGACCAAUCCCAAUGAGAUUGAUGAGAAAACUGCCAAAGAGCACAAGGUCAAAAAGACCAUAAAAUACAGCCCUACACCCAGGCCCCAACCCCCGAUCCUGGGUCCCAAUUUCCUUGAUCAACUGCACCAAAGAAACUCCAUGCCCAGUACUGGGUCCUUCCCUUCCACAGUGCCCCAAGGGGGCUCAAGCCCUGGCCCCCCCCAGCCAGGGCCAGAGCCAGAGCCGGACCCAGAUCCCCCCAAGAAGAAGAGGAAGAAGAAAUACCUUCGUCAUGACAAGCCUCCCUACACCUACCUGGCCAUGAUAGCCCUGGUGAUCCAAGCUGCCCCAGCUCGGAGGCUCAAACUGGCCCAGAUCAUUCACCAGGUUCAAGCCCUGUUCCCCUUCUUCAAGGAUGACUAUGAAGGGUGGAAGGAUUCUAUCCGGCACAACCUCUCCUCCAACAGAUGCUUCCAUAAGGUGCCCAAGGACCCAGAAAAGCCACAGGCCAAAGGGAAUUUUUGGGCAGUGGAUGUGAACCAGAUCCCUACUGAGGCCCUUCGAUUGCAAAACACAGCUGUGGCCCGUCGAGGGGAGAGGGGUGGUCAGGGCAAAGCCUUUGCCAAAGACCUGACCCCCUAUGUUCUCCAUGGCUGGCCCUACCGGCCCCCGAGCCCCAGCCUAGCCAUUGACUCCUUCAGUAUUGAUUCCUUGCUUGGGGAUAUUCCAGAAGGGCCCCAACCACCACGACCUUCCUCCUCUUCCUCCUCUUCCUCUUCUUCCUCUUCCACUUCAGAGCUGGUGUCUUGGCCCCCUCCCUCAGAGGGGGGACUCUGGCCCCUUUGGCCUAUCUCUCUCCUGCAGGGUACUUCAACCCAGGCAGGGCUGUUGGGAACCUCUGGGGGAUCCCAGUGCCCUCCUCCCCUUUCAUCUGAGCAGGGCUCCUGGCCUCUCCUUCCUCUUCCUAUGAUUCAGGGUACUUCAAGCCAGGUACAGCUAUCAGGAGGUACCAGGGUUCCCCUUUGGGGGCAGCUGCCCACAUCAUACUCUCCUAUAUACACCCCAAAUGUGGUGAUGCCCUUGGCACAGCUCUCACCCCAAACUUGCCCUCAGUGUCUUCCCUCUUCAGGUCCUUCCUACUGGGGGCUAACACCCAAGGCCACAGGUCCCACUGGUUCCUUAGGGGACCUGGAUGCUCUCUUCCAGGCAGUGCCACCUAACAAGAGCAUCUAUGAUGUGUGGGUCACUCAUCCCUUGGAUCUGGUAUCUCCUAAUUCCAGGGGUUCUACCCCAGGGACACUACUCACCUGGUACAACGUAUGA